This is a messenger RNA of Lagopus leucura (white-tailed ptarmigan), 1432 nucleotides long. RefSeq names its product F-box protein 48 (gene FBXO48). Gene Ontology annotation, cellular component: SCF ubiquitin ligase complex. Bases 205 to 672 code for a protein of 155 amino acids. The record is from RefSeq and is a predicted model, not a curated record. The transcript has 2 exons. Gene Ontology annotation, molecular function: protein binding. Gene Ontology annotation, biological process: SCF-dependent proteasomal ubiquitin-dependent protein catabolic process. NCBI's taxonomy places the organism in Eukaryota, Metazoa, Chordata, Aves, Galliformes, Phasianidae.
CCUGUGCUCGACUCAGGGCCGGCUUGCGGCGGCCGCGGGCUGAAAGGGUGUGGAAGGAGACAGCAGUGAGGCUCAGCUGAUGGCACUGCCGUGCGACCGGGGCGGCAUCCAUAACUCCACACAGGCGACAGUAACGUGGGAUGCUCGUUAACUGUCGCGCUUUCCUCACUCAGGCUUGCCGACCUGACUCGGCGAGAGCUCUGAAUGAUGCAGAAGACAGCCAAGAGAAACAAGCAGUCGCUGACUUGUGGCGAACCGACGCUUCUCCCUCCCGACAAGAAGAGGAGAGGAGCUCCAGCCGACUUUGUGGCGCUCCUGCCUCCCGAAGUCAGCGUGCGGAUCUUCAGCUCCCUCGACCCCCGCAGCCUGUGCAGCGCUGCCAUGACGUGCAGGCGCUGGCGGCUCGCCAUUGACGGCAACGACUGGCUGUGGAAAAACCACUGCUUAACGGUGAGGGCUGUCUGCCAGCGGGAGAUCGAUGGCGACAGGGGAAGUGGAUAUUCGUGGAAGAUCACAUUACUAAGAAACUACUGGAAAAGCAAAGUAAAACAAGAUUGGCUCAGUGGGAAAUACAGUAACGUUCACUCACAAAACAACUUGCCAGAGAAAAGCAUGUAUCCGAUGGAUGUUGACACAUGGGGAGAAAUCCUGGAAGCAGAACUAGAGAGAUGAGAAACCACCACUGCUGCUUGCAACUCAAGAACCUUGGACAAUACAUGGACACCACUGCUGCUUGCAACUCAAGAACCUUACAUCAGCACAUGGACUGCCAGCCUGUAAAUAUUUUGCUGUUUAAAUUAGUCAUAUUUGCAAACAUACAAAGAAAGCUUCACAGGGAGAAAAAAAAAACAAACAUGCAAAUAACUUUUUACUUGCACUUGAUCAGAUUGACUGAUACAAAGAGUGAAAUUCUAAAUAAGACUCAUAGUCUUAUUCAGUAUUCAGUAGUAAUUUCAUAUUUGUAAAUUUAAUCUUCUGUAUUAUAUAAAGAUGUUGAUUGUACUUUCAAUAUGCACUUUUUAAAAAAGACUUGUAAAAAAUAUUUGAUUCAAUGUGUAUUGUAUCAGCAGCAUGAUGUGGGAGUUCACCAAGAGAGACUGGGCAAGGACAAAUGCAGACACUGCAAAGAAGAGACAGCCACCUGGUGGCUCAACAUGCCAACAUCUGCCCCAAGGGACAGAGCCUGCACAUCUGGAGGUGUUGGUGCUGAGCAGCACUGCAUUUCUAAUGCCCAGCUCUGGGACUUGUGAAUGAGGACUCGCGCAGCAGGGCUGAAGCAGCCACUUACUAACAGCCUCUCCAUGAUCAGCUACGCACGUCUCAUUUCUAUAGAAGGCAGUGAAACAGGGAGUAAAACACGUUUCAUUUAGUACUUUGGACAAAGUAACUCAGAUACUCUAUGAAAAUAAAGUUACCUCACACAGUUACACCA